Peromyscus eremicus (cactus mouse) is the source of this 1982-nucleotide messenger RNA. RefSeq names its product ADP ribosylation factor 3 (gene Arf3). Bases 412 to 957 code for a protein of 181 amino acids. Gene Ontology annotation, biological process: intracellular protein transport; vesicle-mediated transport. The transcript is spliced from 6 exons. Gene Ontology annotation, cellular component: plasma membrane; cytoplasm. Lineage: Eukaryota; Metazoa; Chordata; Mammalia; Rodentia; Cricetidae. The record is from RefSeq and is a predicted model, not a curated record. Gene Ontology annotation, molecular function: GTPase activity; GTP binding.
UGGGAAGUAUCCCGGGCUGGGGGUGGGGGUUCGCCGCACAUCUCCUGUCGCCGUCGCGGCUUCCGGUGCUAGGUGGAGGGAAGGAAGGAGGGAGCGGAGGAGCGGGCCAGCGGACCAGCUUCGCCGCGGUCGGCUCGGGGAGCGGGGAGGCAGCGGCCCGAGAGCCAGGCGGAACCUGCGGGGGCGGAGGUGGCGGUGGCAGCGGCAGCAGCGGCAGCCGCGGCGCCCGGAGCAGGAACAGGAAGUCCCAGGAUUCCCGGAACAGAAAAUGAAGCCAUUGCUUACGCCAGUCCUUUGAAAGAACGGGGAGGUGGGGAGGAUCAAGCCCUCCAUACCAGGGACCAGGCUAAACCCAGACUACCACUGCCCCUCCUUGGGCCUCACUGACCUCAGAAAGCAGCCACUGUAAUCAUGGGCAAUAUCUUUGGAAACCUUCUGAAGAGCCUAAUUGGGAAGAAGGAGAUGCGCAUCCUGAUGGUGGGCCUGGAUGCUGCUGGGAAGACCACCAUCCUGUAUAAGCUGAAACUGGGGGAGAUUGUCACCACCAUCCCUACCAUUGGGUUUAAUGUGGAAACAGUGGAAUAUAAGAAUAUCAGCUUCACAGUAUGGGACGUAGGUGGCCAGGACAAGAUUCGGCCCCUCUGGAGACACUACUUCCAGAACACCCAAGGCUUGAUAUUUGUGGUGGACAGCAAUGAUCGGGAGCGAGUAAACGAGGCCCGAGAGGAGCUGAUGAGGAUGCUGGCAGAGGAUGAGCUCCGGGAUGCUGUGCUCCUUGUGUUCGCAAACAAGCAGGAUCUGCCGAACGCUAUGAACGCUGCUGAGAUCACAGACAAGCUGGGGCUGCACUCUCUGCGUCACCGCAAUUGGUACAUUCAGGCCACCUGUGCCACCAGCGGGGACGGGCUGUACGAAGGCUUGGACUGGCUGGCCAAUCAACUCAAAAACAAGAAGUGAGAGCCAGGCAGCCCGAUCUGACUGCCCCACCCACUCCUGACACGUCCCUGUUGUCUCCCUACCAUAUUUCCCCUUCCUUCCUCUUGAAAGUGUGGCCAAGUCCUGGGUCUCAUGUUUACGUGCCCAGCAAGAGCCUUGCCUCCUGUGACUCCCUCCCUUCCUCCCUCCCUGCCACUGACAUGAUCAGUCCCCCACUGCUGUCCUGAUGAUGAUCAUUCCAAUUUACUGGAUUUAAAACAAACGAGGCUGUUAUGGUUUCCUGGGGUGGUCUCCCUGCUGGGCUUCAGGAGGAAGAGUGGGCUCUUCUUUCCGGUUGCUGUUCGGCACGGGCUGCUGUGCUCUGGCAUCCGAGUCCUUCCCUGUCUCCCUGGCCACUCUCCCCUUCUUCCUGUCCUUCUAACCCUCUCCUAUUCUACAUGGAAAUUGCACGGGCCUCUCUGUGUGUGCGUGCAUGUGUGCGCCUGUAUAUACGUGUAUAGAGAGAUGUAUAUGUGGGGGUCGGGGAGGGAGUGGAGCGCAGCUCAGGGCUUGCGGCCAGGACACUGCCCAGUGGAGCGUGCCGUCUGCCUCUGUUGGUGAGAUCAGGGGAAGUGGGUGGGUCCCAUGGCUUUCGUCUCCGCAGCUGGUGUUCCUGGAUGUUAGGACAGAUGGUGGACUCUGCAACCGUCUUCCUUAUAUCUCUUCUCCCCCCUUACGAGUGCAGGAAAUGGCAUUUCUCUCUAGAUGACUGUUCCUAGGAGAUGCCAUUCUGUGCUGCCUCAUUGGUAGGAAGGAGAGAGGGACCCGCUCACUUUGAUCAGUCCUCCCCACCAUCAUGAGAUCCUCCCCAGAAGCUCAGAGGGAGGUGGGUUAGUGGGACCUGCAUGUCGAGGGGUGGAGUGUGGUCUAUUUCCAUCUUGUUCUUGUUACUAGAAGGUAAGGUGUGGAGCAUCCUGCCUCUGCCCUCCUGGACCUUCCUCAGUCUUCCGAUCUUGGGGCUGGGUGGCUCCAUCUGUCCUUGGGCAGAUUCUCUCACCUAGUUGGCC